AUGUCGGACGGCAGAUCGGAUUCGGGGCUGGGCCUACGUUUUCUCGAUUUGAAUGACGAUGAGGACGACAACAGCCCAUGCAAAGGCCGCUUGCGCCGCUCUAGGAGCCAAACCAGCAAAUCGGUCCCCGUAACGCCGCAUGCUUCUUCACCGCAAAUUUCAACGCCCUCUCUUCCCUCACCGAUGAGCCAUCGGGGCUUCUCACCUCUCUCACCGACUCCUCGCCAGCAAUUCUCCACGCCCGGUGGUUAUUUCUCGACGCCGGUGGCUAAGAGCCCCCUAGCGCGCUCAUGGACCGAGGAUGAUCUCACUGCAUCAACCCAUUCAAAUGGGACUGAAAAGACGAAUGAGAACACUGAAAAUACCCGAGAUACUCUCGGUUUGAUCCAGCGGCUCAACGACUUGGCGCAAAAGCUCCUCGCGGGUGAAGAUGUCCCUGAUACCAACGUUAGCGCCAUGCACGGAAAGCUUGAUGAGAUUGAUUCAGUCUUAGCCGGAGAGCCGCCUCAAGCAACACCACAGGGCAAGCCAAAGAAUUGGCCGGCAGACGCCCGGAGUGUUGAGCAUGAAUCCUUGUGGACUUCGCCUUCGCCGUCAUGGUUUCGGUCGGGCCUUUCGGAAAUCUCACCGUCCUUCCGCAGCUCAUUCAGAAGAGAUACGCCCUCGCCUGAACCCACCGUCGAAAAGAAGCCCGCGGUCGAUACUUUCCGCAUCGCGUCCGAAGCAGCAAAACUCAACAUCGAGCUGGAAUCCCUCGUCACAAACCUCAAGGCCCGUCAAGAGGAAUCGGAGAACGGGCAGCACAAAGAAUCAUCUUCCUCCAAGGUCGAAGAAGAAGAACUCCAAGAAAACGACUCGGAACUCAGCUACCUACGCCUCGGCCUCAAGGCUAUAGAAGUGCAAUGCCCAACCGAUGUUGACGACGACCUCGCCCAAAGCAUUCAGAACUGGAAAACCGACUGGACCGCCCUCAAACGCAAACGGUCAAAGCACAAGAGCUACGACCGCUCCGCUUACAGCACACCCACAGGGACGCCGCUGCGGCGGUGA
Messenger RNA from Colletotrichum lupini, 1050 nucleotides. RefSeq lists its product as uncharacterized. The record is from RefSeq and is a predicted model, not a curated record. The transcript is spliced from 3 exons. The coding region runs from base 1 to 1050 and encodes 349 amino acids. Lineage: Eukaryota; Fungi; Ascomycota; Sordariomycetes; Glomerellales; Glomerellaceae.